AGCCUUCUGUUGGCUCUUGCCCUUGUGCAGGGGGCUGCUGGCGAUGGGAAGAACACAGCACUGUUUCUUCAGGCUCAGCCCGUUCCCGUCCUGGGGACUGGCGGCAGCAGGCUGAUGAGUGUUGGGUCAUGAGUGUCUGGCUCCUGCGUGUCUCAUGUCUACUGCUGAGCUGCCCACCUUCCAGUCAGGAGAGCUGCUGUGUCCCUCUGCCUUCCUCAUCCAGUAACUGUGGUACAUGGGAGUGGACCGAUGCGGGGUCUGUGUCACCUGGGUGUGGUGAGGUCCUUCUGCCCCGAAAUGGGCAAUACAUCUCCCUGCUUUAUUUCCUUACAGAGGAAGCAGUUUUUCCCAGUGUAUGGUAUUGCUUCCUCAUUGUGGCCCAUAUCUAAACCACCCGGCGUGGAGGGGUGAGAUGGGUGGUGGGGUGCGGAGUGAAGUCAGUGACUAAGUGUUGCAAGACUCCAGGUGUGGUGCUGGGAUGUACAACCCUUACCCGAGUGCCUGUCUCUUCCCUCUGUUUUCCUGUUAAGGUAGAGACUGCUGGUGCAAUGCCUGAUGUGAUUCUGGUGCACGUGGGUGUUGGGGCUCAGGGAGGUGGUAGUGAGCUGGCAGCAGGUUUUACUCUUCCUUUCUCUUCUGAAGGACUAGCUGCCCUCGAGGGGUUGGUGACAGAGGGACUGACACCUGGAUGGUUUGUCCUCCUGCCUCUACCUCGUGUGCUGUGGCUUCAUGGUGACCUCAUGCUGCUGCACUCUGGCCUCUAUCCACUGCGGAGAUGUUUGUGGCUGUGUAGGCUGGGGGUCUGAUCUGGGCUGAGCACUUCUUUCCUCUGUACAUGUGAUUCUGAACAGUUGGUUGCUCAGAUGCUUGUGCUGAUGAGAGCAGGAUUUCUUCUGCCUGCGUGGCCUAAACAGGUUGUGAAACCACAGCCUGGCCUGUUGGUGAGGCAGAAGGAGGGGGUGGCUCUGUGGCUGUGGGGUGCUGGAGCGGUGUCAGUAGGCAUGUGGGUGCCCUCGCUCAGCAACACAGGCUGGAGGUUUCUAAGUUCUGCCAUGCGGCAAGGAGGUUAGAGGCUGGAGGGAGCUGAGCAAGCAGGAUGGAAGAGUGAGCCCUGGGACUGGCUCUCCUGCAGCUUGGCUGGGUGUUGCUGUGGAUCUGGGUGCUUUUCUAGAAUGUAGGUGACCCCAGGAUGGGCCGGUGGCAGCAGCAGCUUGCUGGGCUCCUAUGCAAGAGCAGGAGCUGCUGCCCUGUCUCCAUUCUGGCCCUGAUGGCUCCUGUUCCUAUGGGCGUUGGUCGCAAUUGCAGUGAACGCUGCUCAAAGUUCACUGCCUCCUUGCUACUGGCCUGGCCCAGGUGUGGGCAGCCUGGAAGGCAUGGACUUCACCUGUGUCAGCUUCUGAGCAAGGGCUGGAGAGCAGCUGGGGGAUGAGCUGCUCUCCUGCCACUUAUGCAAGUGCAGAAUUGCUGGUAGAGGCCAAUUAUUUGGGGUGAGGCAGGCAGGAUCUCUCCCAGGAGUGCAGUAGUCUCAGAGGAAAUGAUUAUGGAGAGCUGAUUCCACCCAGGCCAGGAGGAGGAAGGUGUCUCUCUGUCCUCAGAUGAUGAAUGUUCCUCUCACCCCCUCUUACAUGGUGCCUGGGCCUCAGAUUCGCUCUUGUAUCUGGCCUGCCUCUGCAGCAUUGCUCCCAGCGCUGGCCUGGCAGGCCAGGGAAGUGGUGCUGGCUCUCUCCGGGCAGCGCGUGGGUAGCUGCGCCGGGCGGGAGGGAGCAUGGUGAACUGCAAAGACGAGUUUUUCCGACCUAGGAGGGUGGGUCACCAUGUUUGUGUGUUCCUGGCAGGCCCCUUGCCCAGUGGAGUAACGCAUUCUUCCAAGCAUGUUGCUGCAUGCGCAGCUGUUUGCCGUGCCUGGCUCCGGGCGGGCUGAGUUGCUUCAAGGUGUGUGUGUGGGGAGUGGUGGUGGAGUGAUGGCCUUGCAUGAUGCUUACAGGAACUGCUGAGGGAGCAGGGGACAGCCUGGAUGUGCUGCAGAGCCUCUCUUGCAGCCCCAGCAAAUAGAUAUCCUGCAGGGUCACGGUGCUAUUGCCUCCUCAGCUCUGCAAAUACCGAGCCCAUCUUCAGAGCCUUCUGGGUGCAGUUGUGUCCCCAUGGGAGACUCCUUGAGGCUGGGAUGUGGCACCUGCUGCCUUUUUCUUGUGAGAUGCUCGCUGCUCCAGGCAGGAGUGUGUAGCCACUUGUGCAUGAUAGGUCCUCGCAUGCAGUCCCUGGAGGUAGGACUCCUUGGGGAGUGGGCCCAGUUAGGCUGUGCAGGUUGUCAGGGUGGCUGUGCCCGUGCCCUGUCCCAGCCUGUGUGCUACGUUGGGGUGGUGGGGAGCAGCCCUUGGCAGGACGUGGUGUUUAGAAGCUUACGGGAAAAGGAAGCCACGAUGUCAUUUCCCGUCUGACCAGGAAAUGCAGGUUUCCUUCCCCUUGGAUGGUGCAGGAGCUUGGGAAGCUGCCUAUUAGCAAGCGGGCUAAGGGGAUCUGCAGCCAAACGUAGUGCUGGGGGGCAGCUUCAGCUGCGGGCUGGGGUAGGACGCUUCCCCCAUGGUUUUCCUUCACCCAUUCAUUACUCCUCUUGGCAGGGUCCUCAAAAUUCACUCGGAGUUGAUGCAUACAUGCAAUUAGGGAGCGGGGGCAUCCGAUGAGGUCAUACCGAAUGGAGCUGGGCUUUUGUUGGCUGCCUCCUCCUGCCCAGCCCUGGCUGAUGGGUGCUGUGACUCAGCCCACCGCCUGCCCAGGGGCUGAGGCUGUCCGGAGUGAGGGGAGGACAUCCUACUGCUGUUACGGGGCCAUCUUGGAGAUACCCUGCACGCCGCUCCCACCCCAAAACGGCCGUUUCUUGGGUGAUGCUGACCUGGAAAGACAGAAGUUCCCAGAUCUGAAGCUCAACGGACCACAGGACCACAGCCACCUCUUGUACAGCACAAUCCCCAGAAUGCAGGACCCAGGCCAGAUCGUGGAGGAGACAUACACCAUGGAGGAGGACCCAGAAGGGGCCAUGUCUGUUGUGUCUGUGGAGACAUCGGAUGACGGGACAACCCGACGCACAGAGACCACGGUGAAGAAAGUGGUGAAGACUGUGACCACCCGGACGGUGCAGCAGGUCCCCAUGGGGCCUGACGGGUUACCCUUGGAAACUUCCCCUGUCACCAGCAAUUACGUCCAGACGAUGGAUAGGAACUUCCGCAAGAACGGCAACGGCGGCCCUGGCAGCUACCUGAGCCAGCCAGGCACAGCCACGCUUCCUCGCAACUACCAUUACCCCGAUGGCUAUGGCCGCCCCUAUGAUGACAGCUACCCGGGCAGCGAUCACAGCUAUGGCAGCCUGUCCCGUGUCACCCGCAUUGACGAGCGCUAUCGCCCAUCUAUGGACGCUUACCGGGCCCCCAGCCGCCAGGACAUCUAUGGCCCCCAGCCUCAAGUGCGAGUUGGGGGCAGUAACAUGGACCUCAACCACUUCCACCCUGAGUCGUAUGGCCUGGAAGACGACCAGCGCAGUGUGGGCUUUGAUGAUGUGGACUACGGGCUUAUGUCUGACUAUGGCACGGCCAGGAGAGCAGGGACACCAUCCGAUGCUCGACGUCGGCUCAGGAGUUAUGAAGACAUGCUGGUGGAUGAAGUGGCUCCCGACCGGUACUACUGGGCCCCCCUGGCUCAGCAUGAGCGGGGCAGCUUGGCCAGCCUGGACAGCCUGCGGAAAGGAGCACCGCCCCCGGGCAACUGGCGUCAGCCAGAGCUGCCAGAGGUGAUAGCGAUGCUGAGCUUCCGCCUGGAUGCUGUCAAGUCCAAUGCAGCUGCUUACCUGCAGCACCUGUGUUACCGUAAUGACAAGGUGAAGACAGAGGUGCGCAAGCUGAAAGGCAUUCCAGUGCUGGUGGGAUUGUUGGACCACCCCAAGAAAGAGGUGCAUUAUGGUGCCUGCGGGGCCCUCAAGAACAUCUCCUUUGGCAAGGACCAAGACAACAAGAUUGCCAUCAAGAACUGCGAUGGGGUGCCUGCUUUGGUGCGCCUGUUGAGAAAGACCCAUGAUAUGGACCUCACAGAGGUCAUCACAGGAACGCUGUGGAACCUGUCUUCACAUGACUCCAUCAAGAUGGCCAUUGUGGAUCACGCACUGCAUGCCCUGACUGAUGAGGUUAUCAUCCCCCGCUCAGGCUGGGAGCGAGAACCCAAUGAGGACUCAAAACCCCGCCACAUUGAGUGGGAAUCAGUACUCACCAACACUGCUGGCUGCCUUAGGAAUGUGAGCUCAGAGCGGAGUGAAGCCCGUCGGAAGCUGCGAGAAUGUGAUGGGCUGGUGGAUGCCCUGAUAUACAUCAUUCAGUCUGAGAUCGGCCAGAAGGACUCAGAUAGCAAGCUGGUGGAGAAUUGUGUGUGCCUGCUGAGAAACUUGUGUUACCAAGUCCAUCGUGAGAUCCCCCAUGCUGAGCGCUACCAGGAGACUCCUCUGGCCACCACCAACAACGCUGGGCCCCACGCUGCAAGCUGCUUCGGUGCCAAGAAGGGCAAAGGUAAAAAGCUCCCUGAAGACCCUGGUGCAGAUACAGUGGAUUUUCCUAAAAGAACAACUCCAGCCAAAGGCUAUGAGCUCCUCUUCCAGCCAGAAGUGGUCCGGAUAUACAUCUCCCUGUUAAAGGAGAGCAAGACUCCAGCCAUCCUAGAGGCUUCAGCAGGAGCAAUUCAGAAUCUGUGUGCUGGCAACUGGACGUACGGCCGGUACAUCCGCUCGGCACUCCGCCAGGAGAAGGGACUCUCUGCCAUUGCUGACCUCCUGACUCAUGACAGUGAACGUGUGGUGAAAGCAGCAUCUGGAGCCCUCCGCAACCUGGCUGUUGACUUACGUAACAAAGAGCUGAUAGGUAAACAUGCCAUCCCCAAUUUAGUGAAGAACCUGCCUGGAGGCCAGCAGACUCCAGCCAAAAACCUCUCUGAGGAUACAGUGGUGUCCAUCCUCAAUACCAUCAAUGAAGUCAUUGUAGACAACCUGGAGGCUGCCAAGAAGUUGCGGGAAACGCAGGGGAUUGAGAAGUUGGUGCUGAUCAACAAAACUGGGAACCGCUCAGAGAGAGAAGUCCGAGCAGCUGCCGUCGUCUUGCAAACAGUCUGGGGAUAUAAAGAGCUACGGAAGCCCCUGGAGAAGGAAGGCUGGAAGAAGUCAGAUUUCCAGGUGAACCUCAGCAAUGCCUCUCGGACACAAGGGGGAAACUCAUUUGAUGACAGCACCUUGCCUCUCAUUGACAGGAACCAAAAAACAGACAAGAAAUCCUCCCGGGAGGAGAUCCAGAUGAGCAACAUGGGACCAGACAACUAUUCCACACUUAAUGAGAUGGACCACAGCAGGACACUGGACCGAUCUGGUGAUCUUGGAGACACGGAGCCAGUGAAGGCAGCACCAUUGAUGCAGAAGAUCUAGCUGCACUCCCUGCCUCCACUCAAUUUGGUUGAUAAUAUAUUUUAUAUAUUAUAAAUAUAUAUAACUCUUCGUGGUGGAAUGGACCGAAUUUUUUUCAACCUGCUUUUUUUUUUUGCUGGACUGUUUGUGCCAACUAGCCAGCCAAAUGACUGGGCCUGGUCCCACAGGAGGCAGCCCAGGCCGCUCUGCCUCUUCUCGGUGGCUGCACCUCCCUGUUCUGGGACAACUAUCAAUAACUCUUCCUCCCUGUCCUCCACCACUUCCCUUCCUUCAAAGAGGAGGCCCUCCUGCCUGACUGCCUGCGCCAACUGGCAAGGAUGCUGCAAAACAAUUCCAGACCUCUGCCUUGACCAGGAACUGCCUUCUGCCUCGCCUUCCUUCUGCUUGGAGUCUACUGCGGGGACAGGGACCGAGACCUUACUUGCCACCGUCCUUUGUUGCCUAUAGGAUAUUUUUCUGUGUGUGGGAUCACUCUUCGACUGAGGCUGCAGGGACAAGAGCAUCCCUCCCUGGUGGCAGCAGAACUGGGAUGCGAAGGAGACUAGAGUCACGGGGGUGUUGGUGGAAAGGAAAAGCAGCAAUAACUCGUCUUGCUUUGCUCUAGAUGAGGCUUUGGGGGGUGUGGGAAGAGGGAUCUAUCCUAGCUCUGACGGUUUGGCCUGGCUCUGGGUCCUGCUAGGGGGAACGGGGGUCUGGAUGGGGCAAUUGAAAAGAGGAGGGAUCCUUAUGUAGGGAGAGGGUCUGUGUGGUGCGUGUGGGAUGGGCCUCUCUGCCCUGGGGGUGAUCCUUCCCUGGGAAAGGAGGAGGGGAAGGUAGGAGGAAAAGCAGCAGGGCUUUUGGGGCCGGAUUUCUUUGGGAACUGGCUGAAGGUAGCGGUGGGUCUCCGAGGGCAUUCACAGCAGGUAGGGCCUGGGUCCCAUCCACCCCCGUGCACCAGCUGCCUGUGGCAGUGCCCCCUCAGACUUCUCUUGACAUGUGCCUUUCUUUUGCCACUGUGAAAUAGCUCUUUGAAUUGUACUGUCUGGCUUCACUAGGGGAAGCAGUGUUCCAGGCUCCUGGCGGGGCUGAGCUGGAAGCCCGGCGGGGAGGAUCCCAGCCCUGCUGCCUUCGGCUGCCACUGCUCAACAGGGAGCAGGGCUCUCCCCUCUCUCCUGUCCUGGGGAGUCCAGGCUGUCCUGGAGCAUCUCUGUGGUGGUGGGGAGCGUUUGGUGCUGUGAUCUUCUGGGUGAAUAGGGGGAGGCUUUUAGGCUCUCUGCAACUGGAAGCCUCCUUGCAAGGCUGCAAACUGGAGGUGGAGCCCUCCCCAGUACGCACACUUGUGCCUCGCUCUUCCAGCUCCAGCCACACCUCAGCUCUGUUUGGUUUUGUUCUGGGGUCUAACUUCUCUUUUUUUCCUUUCAAUAUGUAAAACACUAAUUCCUUUUAAUUUUUUAAUUCCAGAUGAACCAAAAAACAACCAACCAACCACAAAACCAAGCUUCCCCCUUCCCUCCUCUCCUGCACAGGGCAGGGGAGCUGGCUGCAGGGUGAGGGUGGAGGGGGCAGGAGCACCCCACUGUUCCUUGUCUGAUUCCUGUGCACACUCUUGUAACGCUUUUCAAACAAAAUGAUUUUUUUAUAUAAAUAAAGUUUUUAAAGUGUG
Messenger RNA from Gallus gallus (chicken), 7091 nucleotides. RefSeq names its product catenin delta 1 (gene CTNND1). Lineage: Eukaryota; Metazoa; Chordata; Aves; Galliformes; Phasianidae. Gene Ontology annotation, biological process: cell-cell junction assembly; cell-cell adhesion. Gene Ontology annotation, molecular function: cadherin binding. The record is from RefSeq and is a predicted model, not a curated record. The coding region runs from base 2678 to 5449 and encodes 923 amino acids. The transcript has 17 exons. Gene Ontology annotation, cellular component: adherens junction; nucleus; plasma membrane.